UGGCGCCCGCAGAGCGGCCCCUGGAGCUCGGCGUGCAGGCGGACGGACACAUGGAGCCUAGCGGCCGGUGGCAGAACCUGCCUAGCGGGCCUAGCCUAAAGCACCUGACCGACCCCGCUUACGCGAUCCCGCGGGAACAGCAAAAGCCAGCGUUGCAGGAGCUGACGCGGGCCCAUGUUGAGUCCUUCAACUACGCGGUGCGAGAAGGACUCAGCCACGCAGUGCAGGCUAUACCUCCCUUUGAAUUUGCUUUUAAAGAUGAGCGUAUCUCUCUUACCAUUGUGGAUGCUGUCAUCAGUUCACCCACAGUUCCUAAAGGGAGCAUCUGCAAGGAGCUCAAAGUUUACCCAGCAGAAUGCCGGGGCCGGAGAAGUACCUACCGGGGAAAGCUGACAGCUGAUAUCAGCUGGGCAGUGAAUGGAAUCUCAAAAGGAAUCAUUAAACAGUUUCUUGGUUAUGUGCCUAUCAUGGUGAAGUCCAAGGUUUGCAACUUACACAGCCUUCCUCCGAAAGCCCUGAUUGAGCACCAUGAGGAAGCAGAGGAAAUGGGAGGCUAUUUUAUAAUCAAUGGCAUUGAAAAAGUCAUCCGAAUGUUGAUUAUGCCUCGGAGAAAUUUCCCCAUCGCAAUGAUAAGACCAAAAUGGAAAAGUAGAGGGCUUGGCUAUACUCAGUAUGGAGUUUCAAUGCACUGUGUCAGGGAAGAACAUUCCGCUGUCAACAUGAACCUUCACUACUUGGAAAAUGGUACUGUUAUGUUGAACUUUAUUUACCGGAAAGAGCUGUUUUUCCUUCCUUUGGGAUUUGCACUUAAGGCGCUUGUCAGUUUUUCCGAUUAUCAGAUUUUUCAGGAGCUCAUCAGAGGAAAAGAAGAUGACUCUUUCUUUAGGAACUCUGUUUCUCAGAUGUUAAGGAUUGUAACAGAAGAAGGUUGUUCCACACAAAAACAGGUCCUUAACUAUCUAGGUGAAUGCUUCAGAGUAAAGCUCAAUCUUCCGGAGUGGUAUCCCAAUGAACAAGCGGCGGAGUUUCUGUUUGACCAGUGCAUCUGUAUCCACUUAAAUUCCAAUACUGAGAAGUUUUAUGUGCUUUGUCUCAUGACCCGGAAACUCUUUGCUUUAGCCAAAGGAGAGUGCAUGGAGGAGAAUCCUGAUAGUUUAAUGAAUCAAGAAGUCCUUACACCCGGUCAGCUCUUCCUUAUGUUUCUGAAGGAAAAAAUGGAAGCUUGGUUAGUGUCUAUUAAAAUAGCUAUAGACAAGAAGGCUCAGAAGAUCAAUUUAUCCAUAAACACUGAAAAUUUGAUGAAGAUUUUUAAUAUGGGAACAGACCUUACGAGACCCUUUGAGUAUCUUCUUGCUACUGGGAAUCUACGUUCUAAAACAGGUCUUGGCUUCCUGCAAGAUUCUGGACUGUGCGUUGUGGCUGACAAGCUGAACUUCAUACGCUACCUUUCCCAUUUCCGCUGUGUGCACAGAGGGGCUGAUUUUGCCAAGAUGAGGACCACCACAGUACGCAGGCUGCUUCCAGAGUCCUGGGGUUUCCUCUGUCCUGUGCACACCCCAGACGGGGAGCCCUGUGGUCUGAUGAACCACUUAACUGCUGUGUGUGAGGUUGUCACUCAGUUUGUAUAUACAACGUCUAUUCCAGCAUUGCUCUGCAAUUUGGGGGUCACUCCAGUUGAUGGAGCUCCACAUCGACCGCACAGUGAGUGCUACCCUGUCCUGUUGGAUGGUGUCAUGGUCGGCUGGGUGGAGAAGGACCUUGCUCCUGGCAUUGCAGAGUCACUCCGGCGUUUUAAGGUGCUGAGAGAAAAAAGAAUUCCUCCGUGGAUGGAGGUGGCCCUCAUACCCAUGACAGGAAAACCCAAUCUGUACCCAGGGCUAUUCCUUUUUACCACCCCUUGUAGACUGGUACGGCCUGUUCAGAACUUGGAAUUAGGCAAAGAAGAACUGAUCGGAACUAUGGAACAGGUCUUCAUGAACAUUGCUAUCUUUGAGGAUGAGGUUUUUGCUGGAGUUACCACACACCAGGAGCUUUUCCCUCACAGCCUGCUGAGUGUGAUUGCCAGCUUCAUCCCUUUCUCUGAUCACAACCAGAGUCCACGGAACAUGUACCAGUGCCAGAUGGGUAAGCAAACUAUGGGCUUUCCACUUCUUACUUAUCAGGACCGGUCAGAUAAUAAACUGUAUCGUCUUCAGACUCCUCAGAGUCCUUUAGUGAGGCCGUACAUGUAUGAUUAUUAUGACAUGGAUAACUAUCCAAUCGGGACAAAUGCCAUCGUUGCUGUUAUUUCUUACACCGGCUAUGACAUGGAAGAUGCCAUGAUUGUGAAUAAGGCCUCUUGGGAACGAGGCUUCGCCCAUGGAAGUGUGUACAAGUCUGAGUUCAUAGAUCUCUCUGAAAAAAUUAAACAAGGAGAUGAUAGUCUGGUGUUUGGAGUCAAACCGGGUGAUCCACGGAUUUUGCAGAAAUUAGAUGAUGAUGGAUUGCCAUUUAUUGGAGCACAGUUGCAGUAUGGAGACCCAUAUUACAGCUACCUGAACCUCAAUACUGGGGAAAACUUUGUGGUCUACUAUAAGAGUAAAGAAAAUUGUGUUGUAGAUAACAUCAAAGUGUGUAGUAACGAUACUGGAAGUGGAAAGUUCAAGUGUGUGUGCAUCACCAUGAGAGUCCCUCGGAAUCCGACCAUCGGAGACAAAUUCGCCAGCCGACAUGGGCAGAAGGGCAUUUUGAGCAGGUUGUGGCCAGUUGAGGACAUGCCCUUUACUGAGAGUGGGAUGGUCCCAGACAUUCUCUUCAAUCCUCAUGGUUUUCCAUCCCGCAUGACCAUUGGCAUGUUAAUCGAGAGCAUGGCAGGGAAGUCCGCAGCGUUGCACGGUCUCUGUCAUGAUGCUACACCCUUCAUCUUUUCAGAGGAGAACUCUGCCUUAGAAUACUUUGGUGAGAUGUUGAAGGCUGCUGGCUACAACUUCUAUGGCACCGAGAGACUGUAUAGUGGCAUCAGUGGGCUAGAACUGAAAGCAGACAUUUUCAUAGGUGUGGUUUAUUAUCAACGCCUACGCCACAUGGUCUCCGACAAGUUUCAGGUUAGAACCACAGGAGCCAGAGACAAAGUCACCAACCAACCUAUCGGGGGAAGAAAUGUGCAGGGUGGAAUCCGUUUUGGGGAGAUGGAACGAGAUGCUCUUUUAGCUCACGGUACGUCUUUUCUGCUUCAUGACCGCCUCUUCAACUGUUCUGACCGUUCAGUAGCCCACGUGUGCGUAAAGUGUGGUAGUUUACUCUCUCCGCUGCUGGAGAAGCCACCCCCUUCGUGGUCUGCCAUGCGCAACAGAAAAUACAACUGUACUCUUUGUAACCGCAGUGACACUAUCGACACCGUUUCUGUGCCUUACGUUUUUCGGUAUUUUGUAGCUGAACUGGCAGCAAUGAACAUCAGAGUGAAACUGGAUGUUGUUUAACUUGAUGCUGGCCUUUUGGUUUAGGAGAUGUAUCAGAUUAAAAUAAAACGUCAGUUUAAUUUUGUGAAGAUAUCGUAAUUUAGGUUAUUUUUGAGUUUCUUAAGGGGUGUUAGAACGCUCAGUCAAGACCUGGCAACUGACAGUUCAAGGCUUCUGUUCUCUCUGGUGUAACAACUACUGUCUUAGUCAUCUAGUGCUGCUGUAACAGAAAUACCACAAGUGGAUGUCUUUAACAAAGAGUUUAUUUUUUCACAGUACAGUAGGCUAAAAGUCCAAAUUCAGGGCAUCAACUCCAGGGGAAGGCUUUCUUUCUCUGUUGGCCUUCUCAUCAGUCUUCCCCCAGACUAGGAGCUUCUUCACGCAGGAACGCCGGGAUCCACAACCAAUCAUAAGGAUGAUGCAGAACCCGGCAGCGUUUCAUUUUGUUCCAUUGUGCAUGGAGUCACCAUGAUUUGCGGGCUGACAACAACAACAGAAAACUAUUUCUUCCUACUGUCAUUUUCCCUGAACCUGAAGGACUUGUUUCAGUGUUCCCUGCAGUGUUCUUAAGCGUUCUUAGGUGAAACCAAAUCAUCCAUGUGGGCUAAUUUUGCCUCACUCCAGAGGCAAUACUUGUGAGUUUUGGCCCAAUGCCCAGUGUAUUAUGAGGUUUUUCCACUUUGGCAGGUGGGAACACUGAUGAGCUGAAGCAGUUUGUUUAUAGGCACACUGUGAGCUGAAGACUGGAGGGGCACCCUCCAGAGAUCUCUGUAGUUCUUUCUCUGCAGGCUUUUACUCUUCAGUACCCUGCCUCGUAGGCUGGUAGCUGCCGUGGUCUCCUGUUUCCAACUCUGCCUCAACGCAGGGAGACCACUGGGCUGUUCUGGAUGCUUCCUGUUCUGUGGCCUGGAAGCUUCACACAUAAGCUGGAUCAUUAGUAAGUCUCACCUCACUGGUUUCCUGUCUCUCAUGGAUCACUCUGUGGUGCUAUUUGUUUUCCAGUGUCUGAAAUCUGCUGUCUCACAUUUUGUCCAGAUUUUGGUUUCCAUCAGGAGAGUUAGUUAGCUCCUUUUAUCUCACCGUGGCUGGAAGAAGCAGCAAAUCUGCCCUGUAGGAUUUUUGUUGUUGUUGUUUUGUUUUUAAUGUUUUAGAUGAGAAUGAAAAUCUCAUUGAAUGAAUAGCAGAGUAGUACAUUUUAAGAAAUUUAAUUCCCUAAAACAUGUUAAUCAAAACAUAAGCACUGAGUAUAGUGCUUACUGAGAAUUAUUUUUGAAAGAAAAACUUAUUAAAAAAUUGGAGAUAUACCUGAUAAUAUACUGCCAGAAAUUAAAUUUUUUUUUCCCUUGAUAUACAACUGGAGGGCAUUUUGGUUGUAAGUGUUCUGAUUUGAGACAAAAUAACCUCAGGCCAGCGCUCUCCACCAGCUCACUCGUUCUGAGGACAGUCUAAUUAGAGCGUUGCUGUUGGCGCCUGUGUUUUCACAGCCCCCUCCAUCUCCACUGUCUUUUCUAACGCGGUCUGUACAGAAUUACUGAAGAACAAAAGGAAAAUUUCAAGAAGUCUGGAGAGUAUAUAGUUUUCUCAACUUCCUGAAAUCUUCUGGAUUCUUCAAUAAGAUGAUAAGGUUCAGAGGGAUGGACAGGUAAAAAUGUGACCAGAUGGGAAAAAAAAGGGAAAUGGCUAAGAUGAAGGAGUACUGCCUAAGACACUAGUAGAAUUUGACAUUCUUACCGGAAGCACGAUUAUAACUUAAAAAGUAGAUAAAAUUCUCAACGAUAGAUGUCUUAGGUAUCUAGUGUUGCUAUAACAGAAGUGCCACAAGUGGGUGGCUUUAACCAACGGAAAUUAAUUUUCUCAUAGUUUAGGAGGCUAGAAGUCUGAAUUCAGGGUACUGGCUCUAGCGGAAGGCUUUCUUUCUAAAGGAAUGUCCCUGUCUUUUUGAGCCUCUGCUGCUUGUGAUCUACAUUUGGCUUAGCAUCUGUCUUCUCCCAUCUCAGCAUGUUAGCUUGCAUUUAAUCUCCUUUUUUUUUCUUAUCUUAUAGAUUGACUUAAGAUACACCCUACACCAGUCCUGCCUCAUUAACGUAACAAAGACAACUCAUUCCAAAUGGGGUUAUAACCACAGGAAUAAACCCAAACCAAACCCGUUGCCACCAAGUUGAUUCUGACUCACAGCAACCCUAUAGGACAGAGUAGAACUGCCCCCUAGAAUUUCUAAGGAGCAGCUGGUGGAUUCGAACUGCUGACCUUUUGGUUAGCAGCCAAGCUCUUUACCACUGCACCACCAGGGCUCCAACCACAGGCAUGGAGCUGAGGAAUUAUAACACAUUUUCUGGGGACAUAAUUCAAUCCGUAACAGUAGAGUGGAGGUAUUUUUAUUUUACAACCCUUCAAAACUUACUGAUAAAAUCCAGUCUCCUCUUUAGUUAUAUUUGAUUAAGCACCCAGACAUCAAGCAUAUACUGCGAAAGAUUUGUGAGAUCUGGUCUGAAAUCAGAAAGCUGCUGAAAGGUGCUGACACUUGCCUCACCACAGUGUCUUAAUUAGAGCAACUGUAUCUGGAGGCAUAGACUGGUCAAAGGAGAAGUCAGUGUUUCCCUUUAGUGCAUGCGCUCUCAGUGGGGUGAUACCGCCUUCACUGGAGCAGAAGUUGCUUUUUUGGAGGGGCAAAAAAUCUUAUUCUUUUUAUGUAUAAAACACAGACAUACAGUUAUUCAGUAUCUCUGGUAUUAAAAAUUUCAUUGGCAGAGCAAUUAAGAAAAAAAAGUUUAAAAAGGCUCCCUGGGGGGUUAUAAAAAAAAAAAAUUGAGAAAACUGACAUGCCAUUUGGUUUCUGGCACCCUGACACCCAGGUGAAGUACACUUACAAAGUGACACAGGGCAAGGAAACAGACCCUGUGUCUUUGAGGCUUUGCUGUAAGCUAUAUAAUUUGAAAUGUCAGAAAUAUGGGAGCAUAUUUCCCCACAAGGAAAUAACACAUGGAGAGGGAGUGCUGUCAUGCUAUCCCACAAGAAAGAUUUGACCCUCGUCAGAAAUGAACAGUAAGAAUCAAUAUGGAACACAUGAAUAAAAGCAGGGAUACAGGAGCUGGGAAGAGAGCAGACAUCCUCCAGUGUAUCAGGUAUCAGAAAUCUUGCACAUGGUUUCUUCAAGAACUCAAGGAAGAAAUAACUUGUAAGGAAACUAAAGCAAGUGAAAAGUUAGAGAAAAAAAAAAUGGGAGAAGAAAAUUACACAGAUGAUUCCACCUCUGGUAAGGCCAAAGAAACAAAUCUGUCACCUCUUUUCCUGCUGCCUUGUGGAGCUUCCUUCUUCCUUAAACCAAACUCACUGCCAUGGAGUUGAUUCCGACUCAGAUCAGCCCUAUAGAACAGAGUAGAAAUGCCCCCAUGGAGUUUCCAAGGCUGUAAUCUUUACGAAAGCAGACUGCAAAGUGGCUGUUUGGCUCAAACUGCCAACAUUUUGGUUAGCAGCUGUCUUAGGCUGAGUUCUGUAGAAAAGCAAAACCAGUGAAGUAUAUUGUCUUAGGCAGGGUUCUCGAGAGAAGCAAAACCAGUAAAGCGUAUAAAUAUGUACACAUAGAUUUAUAUCAAGGAGAUGGCUCACAAGAUUGCAGAGGCUGAAAUGUCCCAGGUCCAUGGAUCAGGACAGAGGCUACUCCUGAUUCACGUAGCCGCAGGGGCUGGCAAACCCAAGAUCAGCAGGUCAGAAAGCAGGGCUCUUGUUCACAGGCUGUGAAGAUAAAUGAAUCCCAGGAUGGCAGGCAAGACUGCAAGGCUUCUGAUUCACGUAGCUGCAGGGGCUGGGGAGCCCAAGAUCAGCAGGUUGGAGAGCAGGACUCCACUCACAGUCUGUGAAGAUCAACAAAUCCCAAGAUGAGCAGAUAAACUGAUACCUCCUUUCCAUGAUGGAAGUGGUACAAUGUAAUCAACUUGCCACCAGGUUGUUGGCUGAUCACCUUGAGGCAUGGUGCCAUAUCAGGGACUCAACGUUGGUCUCUGCUGCUGGUAGAUAGGGCACUUAGCAGUGGCUGUGGUUGGGUAGCCAAGGCAGCCUUGGUGAGCAGAAGUCCGUGUCUUAGUCAUCUAGUGCUGCUAUAACAGAACUCCACAAUUGGAUGGCUUUAACAAAGAUAAAUUUAUUUUCUCACAGUAAAUUAAAGUAAGCUAAAAAUCCAAAUUCAGGGCGUCAGUUCCAGGGGAAGCCUUUAUCUGUCAGCUCUGGAGGAAGGUCCUUGUCAUCAGUCUUCCUCUAGAUUAGCAGCUUCUCUGUGCAGGAACCCCGGGUCCCAAAGGAUGCACUCUGCUCCCAGCACUACUUUCUUGGUGGUUUGAGGUCCCCAACUCUCUGCUUGCUUUCCUUUUCUCUGUUGUAAGAUAAAAGGUCGUGCAGGCCGCACCCCAGGGAAACACUUUUUGCAUUACAUCAGUGAUGUGACCUGAGCAAGGGUGUUACAUCCCACCCUAAUCUUUAACCACAGGCAGAGAUUGUUUUAUAACACAUAGGAAAAUCAUGAAAUGGAGGACAACCACACAAUACUGGGAAUCAUGGCCUGACCAAGUUGACACAUUUUGGGGAGACACAAAUCAAUCCAUGAUACAUAUAUACAUACAUACAUAUAAGCAGAGAAGGAAAUAUCUCAAGGAAAUGGUCCACGCAGUUGUAGAGGCUGAUAAGUCCCAAGCUGGAGGAUUUUCCUGACUCAUGUAGCUGCAGGGGCUGAUAAACCCAAGAUCUGCAGGUUAGACAGCUGACCAAUGGCUUACAGGCUACGGAGGCUGACAAAUCCAAGAUGGAAAAGUAAGGCAGAAGGCCGCUGGCUCACAGGCUGCAGAGGCUGAUGAAUCCCAAGAUCAGUGUGCAAUAAGGCAGGCAGCUGGCUCAAGUACCAAGAACUGGAGGUCACAUGAUGAUGAGCCGGAUGCAGGAUCCAGAGCAAGCAAACGAGCUUUGCUAGAACGUCCACGUAUAUAUUGGAUGCAGGUCACACUCCCAAGGGAACUCACCUUACAAUUGAUCACAUCAGAUCACGUCAUGGAGGAUGACUAUCAUUACCUAACUGCCAAAUUAUAUCAUUGCAUAAAACAACACCAUUACAUUUAACUGCCAAGUUACAUCAUUACCUAAGUGCCAAAUUAUGUCAUUAUAUAACUGCCAAGCCACUGAGAAUCAUGCCCCAGCCAAGUUGAUACACAACCUUAACCAUCACAGCAGCCAAACACUUAAUUGUGCCACCAGGUCUCCUUUUGGUAAGGGUAGAUGAGACUAUUUGGAUCCAAUUCUCACACAGAAUUAGAAAAGCUGGCCCAAGUAUUUUUUUAAAUCAGUUUAAAGAUGUCAAAGAGGUACUAGUACAGUGAGAAGCUGUGGAGCCAGGUCCAGGAAAGUGGGACUCAGAAGUGAGCCCCGCACUCUGAGUCUUCUCCUCAAACUGAGUUCCAUUUCUAAAACAGCAUGAGGUGUUUUUAGAACACAAAUAUGUCUAAUGAAAGGGAAGAGCUACAUCCAAAAUUGAAUGAUAUGUAUCUCAAUAAAUGGAUGAUUGGAAAAACACAAAGGAGUGUAUGUUUUGAAAAGAAAAGGCUGUACUUGAGAUUGAAUGAUUAAGCGUCUCUAUAUAUAUGGUUGCUAUGAGUGGGAAUUGACUCGACAGCAGUGGGUUUGGUUUUGUUUUUAUGAGUGGAUUGUUGCUAGAACGCAAACUAAAGCAAAGUGCUAUGCAUAAGGCUAUAUUUGAUAUUUCUGUAUGAACAGUGUUGGUAGAACACACACGAUUGUAUCUAUUGAGCAGAACAUGCUGUACAUCAGAUUGAAUACUUGGUCUAUAACAAGGAUCCGCAAAUUUUUUCUGUAAAGGGUCAGAUAAUGAAUAUGUUCAGCUUUGCUGACCAGAUGCUGUUUGUCACCACUACUCAAACGGGCAAGAUCAGCCAUUUACAAUAAGCUGAGUGUAGCAGUGUUACACAAAACUUUAUAUAUAAAAACUGGAUUUGGCUCAGGGCCAUAAUUUACCAACCCUUGAGCUAUAGAAAUGAUAGACCAUGGCGCAAAAGGAAAUACUCGCAAUCACUAGCCAUUAGAGAAAGGCACAUCAAAACUACAAAUGAGAUACCAUCUCAUCCCAACAUUACUGGCAUGAAUAAAAAAAAAACCUUUCAGCCGAAGAUGAGUCAGGCCCAUAAAACAAAAUGAGACUGUCAUGGAUUGAAUUGUGUUCCCUCCAAAUAUGUGUCAACUUCGUUUGGCUAUGAUUCCAUUUUGUGUGGUUGUCCUCCAUUUUGUGAUUGUAAUUUUAUAUUAAAGAGGAUUAGGAUGGGAUUGUAACACCCUUAUCCAGGUCACAUUCCUGAUCCAAUGUAAAGGGAGUUUCUCUGAGGUGUGGCCUGCACUACUUUUAUCUCUCAAGAGAUAAAAAGGAAAGGGAAGCAAGCAGAGAGGGGGGACCUCAUACCACCAAGAAAGCAGUGCUGGGAGCAGAGCACAUCCUUUGGACCCAGGGUUCCUAUGCAGAGAAGCUCCUAGGCCAGGGGAAGACUAAUGUCAAGGACCUUCCUCCAGAGCCUACAGAAAGAGAAAGGCUCCCCAGGAGCUGACGCCCUGAAUUUGGACUUCUAGCCUACUAAAAAACUGUGAAAAAUAAAUUUCUCUUUGUUAAACCCAUCCGCUUGUGGUAUUUCUGUUAUAGCAGCACUAGAUGACUAAGACAGAGACUAAAUGGGCACACCAGCCCAGGGACAAGGACCAGAAGGCAGGAAGGGACAGGAAAGCUGGUAAUGGGGAACCCAAGGUCAAGAAAGUGUUGAUGUGAGGUUGACAGACUGUGGGUAGAACACAAAUCAAUGUAUCUCCUCAUAAAAAUGAACUGUACAACAGAUUGAUAUGUGUUUCUAGAAAUUGUGAGUUGGUAAAACAAAAAAUAAUGUAUUUAUUGAAAGGGAAGGGUAAUAAAACUGAAUGGUAUGUUAGAUAGGUCUAUGACUGCUGAAACACAAAAUAUACUCAAAGGAAAUCCAUAUUCAAGAUUGAACUCUAAUUUAUUUCUGUAACAGAACAAAGAAAUGUAUCUAAUGAAAGAAAAGAGCUAUAUUCAACAUGGAAUGAUACAGAGUAUCUCUGUGAAUGGAGUAUAAAACAAAAUGUAUCUUCCCAAAGGAAAUGUACACAAGAAUGAAUAAACGAUUGGCACCUUUUGCAACAGAGUAUCUCUGCAUGAGGAAAAUGCUAUAGACAUGAUUCGGUUAUAUGCUAUGUAGCUCUAUGAAUGGGGUGCUUGCUACAUAUUUUAUGUCUCCAUGAAUGAAGAGUUUGUAAAUAUAAAUGAAUGUACCUCGAAAUAAAAAAAGGUGUCUGUGAAAGGAAAGACCUAUGUUGUUGUUGUUACGUGCCGUCAAGUCGGUUCCAACUCAUAGCGACCCUAUGCACAACAAUGAAACACUGCCGGGUCCUGCGCCAUCCUUACAAUCGUUGUUACGCUUGAGCUCAUUGUUGCAGCCACUGUGUCAAUCCACCGCAAUGAGGGUCUUCCUCUUUUCCGCUGACCCUGUACUCUGCCAAGCAUGAUGUCCUCCAGGGAUUGAUCCCUCCUGACAACAUGUCCAAAGUAUGUAAGACGCAGUCUCACCAUCCUUGCUUCUAAGGAGCAUUCUGGUUGUACUUCUUCCAAGAGAGAUUUGUUUGUUCUUUUGGCAAUCCAUGGUAUAGUCAAUGUUCUUCACCAACACCGCAAUUCAAAGGCGUCACUCUUCUUCAAUCUUCCUUGUCCAUUGUCCAGGAAAGACCUAUACACAAUAUAUAUUAUGACUUUCUAAGGUAUUGCUAGAACAUAAAUGAAUUUAUUUUCUCUAAGAUCGAAUGAUAGGUUACUUACCUCUAUGAAUUCAGUGUCUGUAUAACAACGAUAAAUUUACCUAAGGAGAUUGAGUGACAUGUGUUUUGUUUCUUGGUAGUUUGUGAACACAAAUGCAUGUUAUUAGAGUGUUGGUAGAAUAUAAGCCAAUGUGCCUAUUAAAAGGAAAGAUCUAGAAACAGGGCUGAAUAAAAGGUUAUUUUUCUAUGAAUGGAUGGCUGGCAGAACAGAAAUGAUGGUAUACUGAAAUAAAUUGCCACAGACAAUACUGAAUGAUGUUUGUAUCUCUAUGAAUGGAGUGUUGGUGAACACAAAUGAAUAGAUCUACUCAAAUGAAAGUAGUAUACACGAGAUCCAAGUAUACAUCCCAAUAAAAGAAGCACUAGGAGAACAUAAGCAAAAAUUCUACUUGAAGAUUAAGUUACAUGUUAUGCAUCUUUGUGAAUAGAGUGUUGGUAGAAAACAAGUAAACAUAUAUGCUGAAAAGAAGGCUCUAUGCAAGACUGAAAUGUAUGCAAUGUAUUUCUAUGAGUGGAGUCUUAUUAGGACACAAAGUAUUUACUGAAAGGCUACAUGCCCUCUGAAUAUAGUGUGUAUCUCUAUAAAGGUAGUGUUGACAGAACACAAUCUAAUGAAUGUAUUAAAAGGAAAAUGCUAUAAACUUUUGAAUGUUAUGUAUCUGUAUGAAUGGAUUGUUGGGUAGAAUACAAAAAAGCUAUCUGCUGAAAUAAAAAAAACUAUC
Molecule: messenger RNA, 12025 nt
Organism: Loxodonta africana (African savanna elephant)
Lineage: Eukaryota; Metazoa; Chordata; Mammalia; Proboscidea; Elephantidae
Gene: POLR1B
Product: RNA polymerase I subunit B
Exons: 15
Coding region: 51-3458 (1135 amino acids)
Biological process (GO): DNA-templated transcription
Cellular component (GO): RNA polymerase I complex; nucleus
Molecular function (GO): ribonucleoside binding; DNA binding
Source: RefSeq, a predicted model, not a curated record